This is a messenger RNA of Erpetoichthys calabaricus (reedfish), 1026 nucleotides long. RefSeq lists its product as uncharacterized. The coding region runs from base 179 to 1021 and encodes 280 amino acids. The record is from RefSeq and is a predicted model, not a curated record. Lineage: Eukaryota; Metazoa; Chordata; Cladistia; Polypteriformes; Polypteridae. The transcript has 2 exons.
CUGAUGGUUGGUGUGGAGUAUCAGUCUCUGCCAAUUAUCUAACAGACUGCCUUUUAUAUGAAUAUACAAAAGGCAAGAGCCUACCAUAAAAAAGCUCCUCCAAGGCACCUUUGGCCAAGCCUUACGCUCAGACCACAGCAGGAAAGUCGCCAGAAAGGUCACAUUCACAUCUGGAGCCAUGUCCUCUUAUGCAGUGAUGAACAAGAACUGGAUGAUCCUCUCCUGGAUAAUGGUACAGUCUGAGACAGAUAAGUCUUUGGAGCCCAUGUACUUACUGUACCAGGGUUUGGCUAACCGGUACAGAAUUGCUGAGGUUGACAAGGCUAACUUCCAGUGGGUAGACAGGGACUGCUGUUCAGCCUUCAGGGUUGCAGAAUCGCUGCAAGUGGAACACCUUGACUGGAAUGCCUGGAAAACAACUGAAUCUAUUGUAGCCCAAGCCAUACAUGGCUAUCUACUGAACAGAUGUGCAUCAAGAACAAUGUACAACAGAAACAUUACCAUCAAACUGGAUCUGUUCCACUGUAUGAGGCAAAUUCUUCGAGAGUGUGUCUCUGAACAUCAUGCCCUUUACAGCUCUUUUUGCCAGUUCCUCUCUGCUGCAUUUUCUGUUGUGGAUCAGGAAGACCUGCAGCGACUCAAGGAUGCCUACACGUUAUGUGGAAUUCAUCCAGCAAAUCCCACCAAGCAACAUAUCCGUGAGCAUUGUAGGACAAAGAUACCACAGCCAGAUGAGCUGGUGAAGAGGGAUGAGGAAGUGUUCCAGCAUUUUUACCUAGCAAAGGAUCCAAAUGACAUAUACCUGUUCAAGCCAUCUAUGCUAAAAUCUUGGAGAAUUCAGCAAGUGCACAUCCUUCGGGGCUGCCUCAGUGAUCCCGAGCUUCCAGGUGGCAUACUGUACAGGUAUGGUGGGACUGUGAAGUUGAACCAUGUUCAGGGUGAGGGUGCCAAAGUUCCUGUCUGGAUCCCCAUCAGAGGAACAUCUCAGCAGGAGGGCUACCAUUUCCACCGGUCUCACUGAGUCAC